AUGGGAUCAAGUCAGUCAACUAUUAUUAAUUCCUUUGACUUGUCAAAUAAAGUCGUUAUAAUUACUGGUGCCACUGAUGGAAUUGGUAAAAGUUUAGCUCGAAUUAUCUCAUCAUAUAAUCCAAAACGUUUGAUACUUCCAGUUCGCAACAGAAAAAAAGGCGACCUUCUCCUUGAAUAUAUCAAAGAAUCUACUGAUGGAAAUAGUGAAUGUAUUGAAUUAUGGGAUAUUGAUUUGGCGGAUUUACAUAGUGUAAAGAAUUUUGCGAAUAAGUUUAUUAAAGAGAAAACAAAAGAUAAUUUUGAACAACAAUUCCAAGUUAAUCAUCUUUCUCACUUUCUCCUGACUUCCCUUCUGCUUCCGACCAUAAAAAACUCGGCAACACCGGAAUCUCAGUGUAAAAUCAUUCACACAACUUCAAAAGCACAACAACUUGGUAAAAUUGAUUUGAUAAUCUUAAUGGGGAAAAAUCUUACAGUGGCUAUCUUGAAUUAUAUUCAAACUCAAAAGUUAAUGAAUAUUAUAUAUAGUAAUGAAUUUAAUCAACGCCUUAAAGGUUCAAAUGUUACGUCCACAGCAUGCCACCCAGGAAUUAUAACGACAAACAAAAUUUCAAAAUCGAUUUCUUUGUAUUUUGUCAAGUUGUUGUUGGGUAAAUCACCUGAUAUUGGCGCAAUAAAUAUAAUGUACCCUGCAUUAGACCCGAACAUUGAUGAAGGUGGAAAGUAUUUUGAAGAUU
Messenger RNA from Dentiscutata erythropus, 739 nucleotides. NCBI's taxonomy places the organism in Eukaryota, Fungi, Glomeromycota, Glomeromycetes, Diversisporales, Gigasporaceae. The record is from the annotation of a GenBank genome assembly.